Molecule: messenger RNA, 3800 nt
Organism: Durusdinium trenchii
Lineage: Eukaryota; Dinophyceae; Suessiales; Symbiodiniaceae
Source: the annotation of a GenBank genome assembly
CAUCUCAACAGGGACGUUGCUUUCGCUUUCAUCCAGUACCUGCUGGCCCACUACCUGCUGCGACACGCCGCUCGUCGCCAUGGCACUUGGGAGCUUCUUGACCAUGGUCCUCAUGUUGCGCGAGGCCAUUGCCGUGGUGCCGCAAGGCCCCGGUCUGGAAUGGCUAGGCAUCAACGGAGGAUUCAGCGAGGACUACGUGGACCAUUUGGGGCGCCGGUGGCAUCACACCAAAGAGAAGUGGACUCCCACUGGCUGGGGAGGAUAUGUGGCUUUCAAACCCAGGGACUACACCAAUACGGCCUAUCUGAACGGGAACCAAAGCCUCGGCCGCAUGAGAUGCCGGAACUGGCCAGCGGAAUAUGAGCCAGACUACGAUGCCUUGUUGCAACACUACAGUCGCGAGGCAGAUGCGCCGAACCAAACCUUCCGUGCCAAUCUCCAGGAUGCCUCGGCGAAAGUGAGCUACUACACGGUGAAGUACCAGUUCUGUGAGAAGAAUCGGAAUGGUGGCGCCAAGAUGAAUAUCAUGAUCAAUGGAAAGCUCGUGAAAAGGGACUUUACCACGUCGUGUCAUCACACGAUCACUGACAUCUACCACUUCAAGUGCAUUCCAACACAGAGUGGUAUGAUUGAGGUUUCCAUCCAGGGAGAUCCUACUGCAAAGAAGCCGCAAGCGCGCUUUUCGACGCUGGAAUUUGAGAAGUCCUUGGACGGCUGUGGUGAAUGUGAACUGUCUUGUGGGGUCAAUGGCUUUUGCAGUUCUUCUAGCCACUACGAAAAUCCCUACAGCUGUGGAGACCGUGGCAGCGAGUUCCUGCACAACGAGUUUGACCCUGAAAAACUGCGCAGUAACGCCAGUUGCGCCUGUGGCUCUGGAGUACAAGGCGACUUCUGUGAGCUGGGCGUCUGCGCGAAGACCAGCUGCAAUGAGCCUUUCGGUGGCGUAUGCCUCAAUGGCACCUGCGCGUGUCUCAGUGGCUACGCCGGGCGCAGCUGCGAGAGGCCGCCGGAGACGGACCAGUUUGGCUGCUAUAGCCAAGAGGAGGUCUAUGGGCCCCUGACAGUGUCGACCAUUUGCUUGCCCGAGCUCAUUGCAGGUCCAGCUCGUCAUGGACACCUCUUCCGCGGGCCCUCACCCAUGCAGGGCGUGUCUGAUCGGACAAAGGCCGACACGGUGUACUUCUCAUGGACCGCAGACACCAAGUAUGGCAAAAGGGAUGCUGCUGGCUCAGAAGGACGUGUCUAUGCGAGCAAGCUGAAGAUCGGGCCACAAGGUGCCGCAAUCUUGGAGUCCAGCGUGGCUUUUGAGGGCUUCGUCCGUGCAGGCGGAGUGGAUGUGACUGAGGACGGAGUGCUCGGCAUGCUCUGCGCGAAGUAUUGGCAUCCAUGGGUCGAGCACACGAAUAGCCAUUUAGACAAGGCUGCGAUGGUCUUGGCAGUUUGCGAAGUGAACACCAGCACCAUGACUCGGCAAAGAACGCCCUGGCAGAUUGGGAAGCAGUACCAGGAGAGCACCACCGCUCCAAACACUGGAAUUUGGGGAUCCUAUCCCUUGACGGCAUGGUUUGCCCAGCGCUCCGCGGGCUAUGGCUAUUUGCUUUACGCGCCGGCGCAACAGUUGUGGACCGCGUGGUAUGGCGCCACGGUGGGAAGUCACACGGGCUUUGCAAUGCACACUUAUCACCGAGAUGCCCCAGAGAUCAGCCAGGAGGAGUACGCCAAGUACACGUACCCCGUGCCACGAGAGAUGGUGGAACUUCGAGAGGAGGCGGAGGGUCCCUGGAGGGAUCACCACCGCACCGGCACGGGAGACCAUCAAGCGUCCGCGGCUUGGCGGUAUCAUCCGCGGCUGAAGGACAUCGGCCUCCAGAAGCACACGCAUGGCCCGGUGUACAUGCAGCAAUAUGGCCUGGCCAAUGGGUCGGUCGGUCAAUUGCCAGCAGGGGAGUUUGCCAAUCCCGGGCACAAGACUGGGCGCUUGGAGAUGCUCUUUGGAGAAGAUACCGGAAUUCAGGCGAAUGCCUUACGCCCCUGUGGAGAGGAUUGGAUCGUGGGGAUUAUUGCAAAGGUCGGGGGCAACGUUUGUGCGAAGGUCACACGACUCGGGGAGAUCACCACUUGGAAGAGCAUCGAGCCAUCGGUGGGCAAGAUGCCGUGUGGCUCCUCCGGCGGCGCAUGUGGCGAUGGUGCCAAGGGUCGAAUGUUGCGGAUUGCUCCACUGGGCUCCAGUGAGGAGGAGGCGCUGUGUGGAGCAACUGCCCGGGGUUGCUUCCAAACCGUGCCUGUGAAGCAGCACCAUGUAAUGUCUUGGUGCAGGCUUGCUCUAUUGCAGUUCUUGUUUGGCUAUGAGAAGGAGGACCGGACCAGAUGGCUCGUGGAGGUGGAUGGUGACUGUAAUGAGAUCUCUGAGAAAAUGGACGUGACCCAAUCGACCCAUUGGCCACUUUACCAGGACUGGACCACAACAACUGCUGGCGAAGUGGUUUGGGUGACCACCUGGCAAGCCGAUGUGAAAGGAAGCUUCGGUCCCGUGGGCAGCCCCAAUGGCGUGUGGCCCUACAAGCCCAAACCUCAACUGGAGGAGGAGGAGUACCUCUUUGACCUGACGCCCGAGGCCACCAACGCCGCCAAGGUCACGGUCUAUUCUCCAUGGAGAGGGACCACCACAUCCAUGAGCUCUACGGCGUCCUCCAGCACGUUGUCCACCACGGUCGUCGUGAUCUCCACGAGCAUCUGGCUCCUCUCAGGCUUUCAACCCGCUGAAGGAGGGGAAGAUCGCGCCUGUCGUGGGGCCUCAGCGUCCGACAACCAUGCCACUUACUAUGUGGUGGUGGAGGCCUCAUCGCUGGAGGCCUGUCAACACGCCUGUUUGGACCAGCCCCUAUGCUCCGGUGUGGAGUACUCACCGGGCCGCUGCGAAGUCUGGACCCGCCCGGGCGGCAUCCGAAGCACCAAGCCGCUCAGGGGCUUCAGUUGCUACCGGCUGGAACCGCCGGGUGCCUUUGCCCUGCGCCCCGUGGACGGUGGCCAUAGGGCUUGCCGCGGCCAAACGGCGAGCGACAACUCGCCGGAGUACAUGAAGGUCCUUCCCAUUGGCCGCCUCUUUGACUGCAAAGCAGCAUGUUUGCAAGAUCCGGAUUGCACUGGCAUCGAGUUUUCGCUGGGCCGAUGCGAAGUAUGGACUCGAAGCAUCCACGCCAGUGCGGAGAUUUCAAACUUCACAUGUUUAGCCCUUGAAGGUCCCAGCUUUCGAGAGGUGAAUGGCCCAGGGCAAGCAUGUCGUGGAGCUCACAAAAGCGACAACUUGAUGAGCUACUAUGAGGUGGUCCCAGACACCUCCUUGGACGCCUGCAUGUGGUCCUGCACGGGCCGACUGGGUUGCAGCGGCGUCGAGUUUUCACAGGGCCGCUGCGAAGUCUGGAGCCAGCAAAUUCAGGCCACUAUAGCAUUGGAGGGCUUUGCGUGCUUGCGGUAUGCUCCUGUUCUUCAGAACCUCCAGAGCUUCAUCCGGAAGCGGCGCCAACAUUUCCUUGGUUUAUUGCAGACAAGCUCCAAGGAGAAUCUAUCAAGAACAAAGCUUGAGGGAGCCUCUGAGGAGCUUUGAAUUAAAAGCUCACCAAAGUUCUGACAAUCUUUGAGUGUCUGACCCACAGCACUUCAUCGAUUUCUGUGAGCUUUCAAUGCCUGUUUCUGCCUUUGCUCUCGGGUGCUCUGAGAAACAGAAACUUGGAGCAAAACUGAAGCAGAAGGCGGGUAAGGUAUUACAUGGCUGUGGCUGAACAUAGGGCGUCCGAAGCUUU